AUGGAGUUCAUCAGCUUUCGGAGGCCUGACAUGAAUUUGAAAUCUUCUUUUAUGCAGCAACUAUCAGCGCUGGAAAGGCGCCUGGCUGACAAGUCGAAGCAGACACUCAGCAAUGACUGGGAUGCCAACUUCGGCAGCUUGGAAGGGGAGGACCUCCUUCUCCGCAACACAUAUCUGAACGGACAGAUGGGCCCCUUGGCCGAGUUUCACUCGGGCAUGCACGACAGGCACAUGCCACGGCGUCUUUGGUGGUUGGACCAGGACAGCCACGACAAGAAUCGGUUGGAAAAACCCGCCGGCGCAGACCGCCACAAUAUUGUGUCACAGGCUUCGGAGCUGAAAGGCAUCUUGCGGAGAAAGCCGCGUGCGAUGCCACGCCAAACGAGUGCAGGUGCUGGGCCGACACCAGGAGCUCUUGCUGGUCCCGGAGCUCCUCCCGGAGCCGAGGGCAGCAAUGGCGGAUACCGGGGCCCAGAGGUCCCAACGGCGUGGGCCGAUGAAGGCGAGGCGCACCACCGCCCUCAUGGAAUGCCAGGCAGUAGCUCCAUGGGACAGCUGGAGGCAUCACGCGGAAGUGGCUCCCCGAUGCCUGGUCCAGGUCGAGAUGUGCGAGAUGUGCGAGACGGCCGAGAGAGCCGAGAGAUACCGUACCGGAAAGGCCCCACUACUGGUAUCAGAGACUCGCUCACUGGCCCCAUGGGUCGGAGAAGCGAGAGUCCUGUUCCAGAGGAGCGGCGAGCUAGCUCCAACGAUCCACCGCCACGAGGAUCUUCUCGACGCAAUGAGUCGCCUCAGCUUCGAGGGGAUCCCACACGUGGUCGCUAUCCCAGCGUGUCUCAGAGCUCUGGUUAUCAGAGCUCUGGACCUCAGAGCUUUGGCCUCUUCGGGCGAACUCCAACCCCUGGAGUUGGGUCACAGAGAGGAAUGGGAGCCUUUCGCGGCGGCGGUCCUGUAAGAGCCAAGGCAGACUUAUUGGGGGAUUCCACGCGUCCACCAGGGCGAGCUCGGCCUUCAACAGCGCCGUCGACGCCCACCAGAUCCGGAUCUAUGCGACGUCCGGCGUCUCCUGGGGCUCAAAUGAGGUCGGGGUCAUCAUCAAGGCCGCCAUCCCCGAAUUCUCGAUCACAAAGUGGUCCGCCCAUGACAAUACCAACACGGCAUGUCCCGGGUCACAGCUACCCCACCAGUUCGCCUUUCGACAGGUCGACAGCCCAGCGUUCGAUGUCAUCUCAUCUGAGACGUGCGCCAUCGCCCACCCCAGCGUUCAACGCCUCUGCCCGCAACUCAUCACCAAAGCCACGGUGGCGGUCCUGA
This is a messenger RNA of Cladocopium goreaui, 1314 nucleotides long. NCBI's taxonomy places the organism in Eukaryota, Dinophyceae, Suessiales, Symbiodiniaceae. The record is from the annotation of a GenBank genome assembly.